Nilaparvata lugens (brown planthopper) is the source of this 2685-nucleotide messenger RNA. RefSeq names its product NADPH--cytochrome P450 reductase (gene Cpr). Lineage: Eukaryota; Metazoa; Arthropoda; Insecta; Hemiptera; Delphacidae. Gene Ontology annotation, cellular component: cytosol. The record is from RefSeq and is a predicted model, not a curated record. The coding region runs from base 323 to 2401 and encodes 692 amino acids. Gene Ontology annotation, molecular function: NADPH-hemoprotein reductase activity; flavin adenine dinucleotide binding; FMN binding. The transcript is spliced from 15 exons. Gene Ontology annotation, biological process: response to hormone.
CAUUUCAUUUUCAGUCAGUUUUUGUAAGUACUCCAAGUUGUUAAGUGUAUGUGUUUGUGUGAAACUCUUCUUAUCUUGUAACCUGUUGACUUGUGGAAUGUAUUAGUUAUUUAGCUUAGUUAACGUGAGAAAUCUACAGCAGGGACAUUGCUACUUUCCAUUUUUAUAUGUGAAACUGAACCAUCAUCCACUCAUGAUCUUGGACAACUUACAAAAAUUUGGGUUUUGCGUAGUUGAGUGAUAAUUAUCAUAACUUGGCACUGAAUUUUCAAGUUCAGCUCAAUCAACAAGGAACUAGUCGUCAUUUUACUUGCUGUUGAAAAUGGAGGUGGAGGCUGAUUUAGGAGCCGAAUCUAUGAAAGAUGAGUCGUUCUUCGGACCAUUAGACAUUCUACUCAUCACAGCCCUGCUAGGAAUAGCUGCAUGGUGGUUCAUGAAAGAUAAGAAGAAGGAAGAUGGUUACAAGUCCUAUUCGAUCCAGCCGACAGCACUCGGAUCAUCGUCAGAUACGUCUGGCAAUUCGUUCAUCAAGAAGCUGAAGACGUCGGGUCGCAGCCUGGUAGCGUUCUACGGCAGUCAGACGGGCACAGGAGAGGAGUUCGCGGGUCGGCUGGCCAAGGAGGGUGUCCGCUACCAGAUGAAAGGCAUGGUCGCCGAUCCUGAGGAGUACGAUAUGGGUGAAUUAAUUAAUAUGAAGGAGAUACCGAAUUCGCUGGCAGUUUUCUGCCUGGCUACCUACGGAGAGGGAGAUCCCACUGAUAACGCCAUGGAUUUCUAUGAGUGGCUGCAAAAUGGAAGCGCCGAUCUCACCGGUCUCAACUAUGCUGUUUUCGGAUUAGGAAACAAGACAUACGAGCACUACAAUGCAGUUGGUAUCUACGUUGAUCAGAGACUAGAGGAGCUUGGGGCCACCCGGGUCUGUGAACUUGGUCUGGGAGAUGACGAUGCUAACAUUGAAGACGACUUCAUCACAUGGAAAGACAAGUUCUGGCCAUCGGUGUGCGAGUACUUUGGCAUCGAGACAAUGGGUGAAGACGUGAGCAUUCGCCAGUACCAGCUGGUAGAGCACACCGAAAUCAACACCGACCGAGUCUACACAGGGGAGGUGGCGCGACUGCACUCCCUCAAGAAUCAGAGACCACCAUUCGAUGUGAAAAAUCCGUACCUGGCUCCAAUCACAGUGAACCGAGAACUGCAUAAGGCUGGCAACAGAUCUUGCAUGCACAUUGAAUUCAACAUUGAAGGCUCCAGGAUGCGCUACGAUACUGGUGAUCACUGUGCUGUAUAUGCCAAGAACGACGAUGAAAACGUAGAGAAGCUAGGAAAAUUGCUGGGAGUCAAUUUGGAUACUUUAUUCACAUUAACUAACACUGAUGAGGACUCGAGCAAGAAGCACCCGUUCCCCUGCCCUACAUCGUAUCGCACAGCUCUUACUUACUAUCUCGACAUAACCUCAAACCCGAGAACUCACAUCUUGAAAGAACUGUCUGAGUAUUGCAGUAAUCCAGAGGAACAAGUAAAACUGAAAUCGAUGGCUUCCACAAGUCCAGAGGGUAAACAGCUGUACAACAGCUGGAUAAUCCAGGACAACCGAAACAUUCUGCAUAUCCUGGAAGAUAUGCCUUCGUGUAAACCGCCCAUUGAUCACAUAUGUGAACUGCUGCCUCGGCUUCAGUGUCGUUACUAUUCCAUAUCAUCGUCUUCUAAGCUGCACCCGACAACAGUGCACAUAACAGCUGUUCGUGUGGAAUACAAGACGCCGACAGGUCGCCUUAACAAGGGUGUGGCCACUUGCUGGUUGGCCGACAAGAAGCCAUCUCCGGUCUCCGCCCCCCCUCCCAGUGAUGGUGAAUCACAGACCCCUCCUCCUCCUCCGCCCUCCACGGCCCUCGUGCCAGUCUUCAUCAGGAAGUCACAGUUCAAACUGCCAACUCGUCCACAAACGCCGAUCAUAAUGAUUGGUCCGGGCACAGGUCUGGCUCCCUUCCGAGGUUUCAUCCAAGAACGAGAUUUGUACAGGAAAGAGGGAAAGCCUGUUGGUGACACAAUUUUAUACUUCGGUUGCCGAAAAAAAUCCGAGGACUACAUUUAUCAAGAGGAACUUGAGGAGUAUGUUGCCAGUGGAACGCUCAAGUUGUAUGUGGCGUUCUCAAGAGAGCAACAACAGAAACAGUAUGUUACUCAUUUGUUGGAGAAGAAUAAAGAAGAACUAUGGAAUGUUAUCGGCGAAAAUAAUGGUCAUCUGUAUGUGUGCGGUGAUGCAAAGAAUAUGGCGAGAGACGUGCACAACAUUGUAGUGAGUGUUAUCAAGGAGAAGGGCAACAUGGAGGAAGCACAGGCCAACACUUAUCUCAAGAAAAUGGAGGCUCAAAAGAGAUAUUCGGCCGACGUAUGGAGUUGAAUCUAGUUGCCAAGUAUUUGCUCAACUUUUCAUAAUAGUGACGUCACGUUGUUAUACCUAGAAGGUCACUCAUAGACUUGAACCAUAGAGAAAAUAUAGCUUAAGAAGAUGUCCCAUGGUAUAGGGCGUUUAUGUUCCAAAUUCCACUGUUAACUCGUUCCAAAUUCCACUGUUAACUCGUUCCAAAUUCCACUGUUAACUCGUUCCAAAUUCCACUGUUAACUCGUUCCAAAUCCCACUGUUAACUCGUUCCAAAUUCCACUGUUUACUCGUUCCACUGUUAA